CUUAAAAGAUGCUUUCCCCGCUCCGGUACCCUCUUUCGUAUUUUCAGUCCCUUCGUACUUUGUAGAAUUGUAGUGUUUAUGCGGCACAUGUCAUAUGCCUGUAUGACUUUUAGGAACUAACCCUUUUUUUUUCUUUUUUUUUUUUUGGGGGGGGGGGGACUCAAAUGGCCAUCAGUCAAGUUGAAGCUCCUCAGAGCAAGAAGAGAAAAGAUUUUAUACCUUAUUUUUUGGGGUUUGUCCUGUUCCUGUAUUGCGCCGUUCAUCUUGUAUCGUUCACAGCAAAUCGAGUGGACUGGAGCCACACGAUCAGGGUGCGCCGGGCACUUGAGAACGAGACGGAAUGCGUCGUACCUCAGUCGUCGGAAUUCCCCGACGGCUUCUUCAGCGUCCAGGAGAGGAAGGACGGAGGCCUCGUCAUCUACUUCAUGCUCAUUUUCUACAUGCUGUUGGCCGUUGCCAUAGUCUGCGAUGACUACUUCCUCCCAUCCUUAGAAGUCAUCAGUGAGCGUUUGGGACUGUCUCAAGAUGUUGCGGGUGCCACGUUCAUGGCCGCUGGGAGUUCCGCACCUGAGCUGGUGACAGCAUUCCUGGGUGUUUUUGUGACAAAGGGGGACAUUGGGGUCAGCACAAUAGUGGGCUCAGCUGUCUACAACCUGUUGGGUAUCUGCGCUGCAUGUGGACUCUUGGCCUCUAUGGCCGGACGUCUCAGCUGCUGGCCGUUGUUCAGGGACUGCUUGGCAUACGGCAUCAGUGUCGCCGCCGUUAUUGCCAUAAUUUCUGAUAACAAGGUGUACUGGUACGAUGCCGCCUGUCUUUUGCUGGUCUACGGCGUCUACAUCGUAGUCCUGUGCUUUGACCUUCGCAUCAGUGAGUUUGUCUUGAGGAAGAUCAGCCCUUGCUGCACCUGUCUGGGAAGAGGCUCAGGUGAGAAGAGCGAGACGCGACCCCUGAUGGGCCUCUGGCACGAUGACACCAGCCUCCGAGUCCACAGCCGCUCCAGGACGGACAGUGGAAUCUUCCAGGAUGACUCGGGAUACUCCCAUCUUUCUCUCAGCUUGCAUGGCCUCAAUGAAAUUGCAGAUGAGCAUAAAGGUGUAUUUGCUGUGCCGGAGAGCGACUUAAAAAGGAUCCUGUGGGUUUUGUCUCUACCGAUCAUCGUCCUGCUUUUCCUGACCGUCCCCGAUUGCCGAAGGCGGUUCUGGAAGCGGUGGUUCGUCGUCACCUUCGUCAUGUCUGCAAUCUGGAUCUCGGGUUUCACAUACGUCCUGGUGUGGAUGGUCACUGUUGUCGGUGAGACACUUGGCAUUCCUGACACAGUGAUGGGACUCACUCUGCUUGCAGCUGGAACGAGUAUACCUGACACUGUCGCCAGUGUUAUUGUGGCCAGAGAAGGGAAAGCCGACAUGGCCAUGUCCAACAUUGUGGGCUCCAACGUCUUCGACAUGCUUUGUCUGGGUUUGCCGUGGUUCAUCAAGACCGCAUUUGUGGACACCGACAACCCCGUGGAGGUCAACAGCAACGGCCUCGUUUUUGUUUCCGCAACGCUCUUGCUUUCCAUCCUUUUCCUCUUCGUGGCCGUCCAUGUGAAUGGUUGGAAACUGGACUGGAAAUUGGGCGUUGGCUCCCUCAUUUGCUACAUCGUCUUUGCUACUCUGUCUAUCCUAUACGAGCUGGGGAUUAUUGGGACUAAUCCUUUAAGACUGUGUAGCGACUGAAAUACAACCCCCCUCCCGUUGGCCCAAAGCCAUUUUACAAAGACUGUUGAGAAAACGUCCCAAGCAAAGUUCCAACUUGUGCAUUCUUACCAUUAAACCUGCUGUGCCAUAGACGGUCCACAUCACUUCAUCUCAGGAAGAGAA
Syngnathoides biaculeatus (alligator pipefish) is the source of this 1859-nucleotide messenger RNA. It is a transcript of the gene slc24a5, whose product is annotated as solute carrier family 24 member 5. The coding region runs from base 165 to 1715 and encodes 516 amino acids. The transcript is spliced from 9 exons. Lineage: Eukaryota; Metazoa; Chordata; Actinopteri; Syngnathiformes; Syngnathidae. Gene Ontology annotation, cellular component: membrane. Gene Ontology annotation, molecular function: calcium, potassium:sodium antiporter activity; calcium channel activity. Gene Ontology annotation, biological process: melanocyte differentiation; intracellular calcium ion homeostasis; calcium ion transmembrane transport. The record is from RefSeq and is a predicted model, not a curated record.